Messenger RNA from Penicillium pulvis, 1146 nucleotides. RefSeq lists its product as uncharacterized. The record is from RefSeq and is a predicted model, not a curated record. The transcript has 2 exons. Lineage: Eukaryota; Fungi; Ascomycota; Eurotiomycetes; Eurotiales; Aspergillaceae. Gene Ontology annotation, cellular component: cytoplasm. Bases 1 to 1146 code for a protein of 381 amino acids.
AUGUCCGACUCGACCCUCUACCUCUACACCUCGCUCACUGCGGGGUCUUCGCACAUCAUCACCGCUACCUCCCGCAUAGAAACUAUUCUCAAGGCGAACAAGCUUCCCUUCCGUGCCAUUGACGUCGCUACAGACGAUGCCGCCCGCAAACUGUGGGGUCGCCGUUCCAAGGGCAAGAAGUUGCCAGGACUGGUAAAGUACGGCAACAUUGUCGGAGAUUUGGAAGAAGUUGAAGAAUGGAACGAGUUCGGCGAGUUGCGCAUGGUGAUCAACAGCGCCCCAGACCUAGACGGCAUGCCAGCUACCAGCUACCCGAUCGCCGCGACCGAAGCACCCUCCACGCCCAAGGAGCCCGAACCCAAGGCUCCCAAGCCGUCUACGAUCACGAUCCAGUCCCCUCCCCCCAAGACCAAGCCCGAAGAAGAGAAGAAAGACGAGACAGCCGUUCUAGCCCUGCGCCAAGCCAGCACUGAGGCUGCAUCCAAAGCGAAGAGCAAGGCGGACGACAAGAAGGACGCGACUGCAAAGCCUGAGUCUGAGGAGGCCGAGUCCACGAGCCCCACGACCAGGCAGCGCAAGAGCUCCGUCGCGCCUGAAAUGCCCGAGGCAGUGGAAGAAUCACCCACGGGACCUAAGAGACCUCCUCUCCAGGUUCCCGAACUCGCGGCUGUCUCUUCUGCCAACUUCCGUGUGGAUAACGCUGAGAUGCUCGGUCUUGUUGGGCAUCACCGCGGCUCGAUCAUUUCGGUGACGGACAAGGAGGAACAGGAUAAGGUUGUGAAGGAGAUUCGGUCGUCUAUCUCGGCGGAGGAUCCGUCGGGUUCGGUAGAGGCGUUACGAAAGGAAGCUGCGCUGAAGAAGCAACCGAAUGAGACUAUCGAGGAGAGUCCUAUUGGAGAGGAUAUUGAGGAAGGCAUUGAGACUCCCAAGGCUGAGGCCGAGGUUAAGGAGAAGGAAGAAAAGGAGCCCACCGAGGCCAAGAAGGACACUGCGACCGACACUAAGGACAAGGAUACCACUGAGACCGAGAAGGACACGGCCGAGACCAAGGAUAAGGACGCAAAGGGCGAGACCGAGGCUGCAGCUCUUGUUCCUGCGGACCCCGCGGCUGCGGAGAGCACGGAGGCUACGUCAGCGAUCGAGUGA